CAAAGAAGAGCAGACGAUGCGGGGCGGAUUUAUGGCACCUCUCGUUUUCUAGGAAUUGUGGGACAAUUAUUAUUUAUUCAAUCCGUAUUAUAGAUAUGGCAGAAGUAAACAGGACUAAGGAUGCAGUGACAGGUAGUCCAUCUUAUCCAGAAGGUAAAGUAGUGUGCCCGAGACCUGCAGAGGAAGGGAGCAGCCCAGACGUAACAGUAAUUCCCACUCCAGAACCUUUACAAAUCAAAGUGAAUUCCGAACACCAUGUGUAUUUGAUAGUAAAUGAGAAGGAAAUUAAUGGAACGGAGAAUACUUUAACGAUUGACUCUGAGAGUGUCAGUGAUGAAGAAGGGGAAAAAGAGAAUGAGAAUGGAGACAAUCCAGCCAGUUCUGAAAAGGCUUACUCUACAAAGACUUUCGAUGAUGAUCUUACAAAUAAAGUAAAGCUUAUCAUUAAUAUAGAGGGAUUUAAAGAAGCUGGAGGCCUUUUGUAUAUUGGGUGCAAGAAUGAGGUUGAAAAGACUAAUCCAUCAAAAAUAUCAGAAUGGUUUACAGCCGAUUUCCUGAACCACCAUAGAAUCUAUGCAAUUAAAGAAGAGGAACCAUUUUUAUUAAGAGUUUUUACUAGAAAUCAUGAAUCUACUAAUCGUGGUAUCAGGAAGAAAGGAGGACGUAAGGUUAUGCUAAUGGGGAAGGAGGUUUUUGGAGAUGUAUUAUUUGCCUGUGGCCACUGUGGCUAUAGGUCUCAUGAAGGGAGUAAUGUCAGAAGGCAUUUAAAGAAGUCAGUAUGUCUCAAGGAAAAAGGAUACUCGGAGGAAGAUUUAGUUGGGUUAGAUAGAACAGAGCGGAGAAAAUUCCUAAGACGAGUGGCAGCUGCUAAGUUUAGAGCGAAGAAAAGAGCAAAAGCUAGCAAAGAGGAUGGUACUUCAGCAGUCAAUGGAACAGAAGUAACAGAACAACAGAAAACUAUGCCUAGUAAUUUUGGAUCAUAUUCGCUGCCGAUGGGCAUGAGCAAUAACUCCUAUGUUGAGAACCUUGUUGAAAUUCAAGAAAGAUGUGGAUCUGAAGGAACAAACAGAAGUGGCACAGGACUGACUCCACAAGUGCCUAACACAAUUGUAGUUAAUAGUUUGCCACCACCAAAAGCGAAGAGAAAAGCACCCAAGUAUAAAGCCCUUACCCUUGGCCCAGCUAUAGAAAGGGAGGUAGUCCGGCGUGUCUCCUAUGACAUUUUCACAGUGAAUGAAAACAAUGAGAGAAUAGCAUGGAAACCUCCAACAUGCCAUAAGGCAUCGCCUGGCGACAGGACCUGCCAAAUUGUAUUCAAAGGAGCAAGAAUGAAGAGGAGAUGCAUGGAUUUGCCUGUGCCAAUGGUGUUGAUAUACCGCAAGCUAGACUGCAAGACACAUCACUGCUGCUUCACUCUCUUUCACCCGAGUGCCCGCAUUGCCUUUAAAAAUGAUUCUGCAUCAAAGGCUUCUGUCAAUAUCAAGAUGUAUGGAGACAUUGUAAUGACUCAGGAGUUCUACCACUAUUUCGUCUCCUUGCUGUCCAUAAUGAAGAUGAAGUCGUCCCAGACAGCCAGGCAUCUGACGAGCGUCUGGGAAACCAUCAUUGCUGACCGCCUGGGAUCGCCCGCCAUUCCCGAGGAGCACCGCAAGAUCAUCACGCUCUCCAAACAGACGGUGAAGUCGAUCUGGGCGAGCAUCGAGGAGGAGGCGGGCAGCCGCGGCGGCCUCAAGCUGCUGAAGGGGCCGCGUCGGAAGAAGAAGCCCCCGGCUCCGGCUGCCCCCUCUGCCCCCCCUCCCCCCGCCAUGCCCCCGCUGAACGGCCCCAGCGCAGCGCCGGUCGCCGUGUGCUCGGCCGCCGCGGCGCCCAUGGCCCCCCCGCCCGCCAUGCAGCACCACUGCAUGAAGCGCCUCAACACCAUCCAGCCCAAGCCCCCGCCGCCCAAACCGCCCAUGAUGGCCGCCCCGCCGCCCACUCACAACCACAUGCAGCAGCCGCCGCACGCCCCCGUGCCGCACACCCACUGGCUGGGACAGGCGCCGCAGUACCCCCACAACAUGACCCCCUACCCCAUGGCUCCCCCCCCGACGGCCGAAUACUACCCCAUGCCAGGGCACUUCAUGGCGCAGUACACGCCCGCGACCAUGGGCACCUCGCCUUAGGAGACUCUGGAAAGCGUUUCUUUUUUUCUUGUUAUUUUUUUAUCACUGAAAAAAUAUAGCAGUGGGAAUAUUUAUAAAGACUGCGAGACUUGAGGCAUUUCAUAACAUUCCAUGUACAGUCAUGUUGCAUUGAUCAUUAUAGAUUUUUUACACUGAAUUAAUAAUACACAUCGUGCCGAUAUCCGUUCCGUGGCGUUUAUUUCGUAACUCUCAGUUGUUACGGAAAUGUUUGUACUACUUACAUUUACAAAAAAGAUAAGUUCAACGAAUGAAAUGAAGGUACACCACAUUUGUGUUCGUUUUACAUUAUUUUUUCACAUAACGAGUAACAUAAUGCAACAAUUUAUUGAUUUGAAUUGGCGAAAAUAAAAGUAUAUGAUAUUAAAAUUGA
Penaeus monodon (black tiger shrimp) is the source of this 2553-nucleotide messenger RNA. RefSeq lists its product as uncharacterized. Lineage: Eukaryota; Metazoa; Arthropoda; Malacostraca; Decapoda; Penaeidae. The record is from RefSeq and is a predicted model, not a curated record.